This is a messenger RNA of Syzygium oleosum, 1180 nucleotides long. Its product is annotated as PHD finger protein ALFIN-LIKE 4-like. Gene Ontology annotation, molecular function: transcription coregulator activity; histone binding; transcription cis-regulatory region binding. Gene Ontology annotation, cellular component: nucleus. Lineage: Eukaryota; Viridiplantae; Streptophyta; Magnoliopsida; Myrtales; Myrtaceae. Gene Ontology annotation, biological process: regulation of DNA-templated transcription. The transcript is spliced from 5 exons. The record is from RefSeq and is a predicted model, not a curated record. The coding region runs from base 77 to 838 and encodes 253 amino acids.
UGCUUUUGUCUUCUCAGGACGCAGGAGGAGGGAGGGAGCUCGAGAGCUCGAGAGAGAGAGAGAGAGGUGUUCAGCGAUGGAAGGAGCGCAGUACAAUCCGCGCACUGUGGAGGAAGUCUUCAAGGACUUCAAGGGUCGCCGGGCCGCCUUGAUCAAGGCCCUCACCACCGAUGUCGAAGAAUUUUAUCAGCAAUGUGAUCCAGGAAAAGAGAACCUCUGCUUGUACGGCUUUCCAAGUGAACAAUGGGAAGUGAACUUACCUGCUGAAGAAGUGCCCCCAGAGCUCCCAGAGCCGGUUUUAGGUAUCAACUUUGCGAGGGAUGGGAUGCACGAGAAGGACUGGAUUUCUUUAGUGGCUGUCCACAGUGAUUCCUGGCUGCUUGCGGUUGCCUUCUAUUUCGGUGCUAGAUUUGGAUUUGAUAAGGCUGAUAGGAAGCGGCUCUCCAAUAUGAUACAUGACCUUCCAACAAUCUUUGAAGUGGUGACCGGUACUGCAAAGAAGCAAGAGAAGGCAAAGUCGUUGGUAGCCAAUCACGGCGGUAGCAAAUCCAAGUCUACUUCCAAAGGGCGAGCACCUGAAUCUCGGGGAAAAUACACGAGAGAAUUACAGGAGAAGGAAGAAGAUGAGGAGUUGGACGUGGAAGACGAAGAGGAGAAUGGGGAAACUCUAUGCGGCGCCUGUGGGGAGAACACUGCCGCGGACGAUUUCUGGAUAUGCUGCGACCUGUGCCAGAGGUGGUUCCAUGGCACGUGUGUGAAGAUAACUCCAGCUAGGGCCGAGCAUAUAAAACAAUACAAGUGCCCAUCAUGCAAUAACAAGAGAGUUCGGACGACUUGAAAUUAGUCCACUGUCCAGGCAAUGCAGCGUGCUUCCCUUGCUCUGCAAUCUCUCCCCGAGGCGCAGAGCUCACUGUUGGUUUCUCGUUUGUCUUUUACUAGCACCCCAUAUAACCUUUAGGACAUUGAAAUUAGAUGUUGGGAGCUAUUUAUUUAGUUGACAUUGCGACAUUUCAUUUCGACUUUUUUGGUUACCCAUGUAGAUGCUGUGAGGGCAAGAUGUUUGCACUCCUUUUCCCAUUUGCUUGCUGUUAGUAGUUCAUUGCUCAGCUGACGUCAGGAUCGUCCGUCAAUUACUUCGAAUUAGUUUUUCCUUACAGUAAGCAGCCAUUGUCCUGGUGAA